AUGGACUCGGGCAGAGGGAACUUCAAACUCAACAUUCUCAUCCCUUUUUCCCUCAAUCCAGGAUUUCCCUUUGCCAACUUCUUGAAGGCUGCGAGGAAGAUGCCUGGGACACUGAGGAAGCAGCUCCAUGAUGGGGAGAAGCCCCACACGUGCGUGGAGUGUGGGAAGAGCUUCAGGUGGAAAGGCGACCUGAUCAGGCACCAGAGGAUCCACACUGGGGAACGGCCCUACGAGUGUGGGGAGUGUGGGAAGAGCUUCAGCGUGAGCGGCAAUCUGAUCACGCACCAGAGGAUCCACACUGGGGAGAGACCGUAUAAGUGUUCUGAGUGUGGGAUGUGCUUCAGACAGAGCUCCAGCCUGAUCAGCCACCAGAGGACCCACACUGGGGAGAGGCCCCAUGAGUGUUCCAAGUGUGGGAAGAGGUUUACGACCAGCUCCCAUCUCCUCCAGCACUAUCGGAUUCACAGAGAGAAGAGGCCCUUCCAAUGCCCCGACUGCGGGAAGGGAUUCAAGCACAGCUCCUCCCUCAUCACCCACCGGCGCAUCCACACCGGGGAGAGGCCCUACGAGUGUGAUAAAUGCAGGAAGAGGUUUGCAACUAGCUCCUGUCUCCUCCUGCACUAUCGGAUUCACUCAGAGGAGAGGCCCUUCCGCUGUCCCGACUGUGGGAAGGGAUUCAAGCACAACUCCACCCUCAUCACCCACCGGCGCAUCCACACUGGGGAGAGGCCCUACGAGUGUCCCCAGUGUGGGAAGAGCUUCUCCUGGAGCUCUGGCUUGACCCGACACCAGCGGAGGCACCACUAAGGGAAGCCCUGCGAGUGCCCCAAGUGUGGGCAGAGCUUCGUGCGCUGCUCCAGCUCCAUCCCCCACUGGAGGAGGCACUUUGGGCACAGCCCUGGUCACUCACAUUCCCUGUGAUCCAUGUUGAGGACACACCUGGCUGCUUCUCCUUUUUGUUUGGCCUUAAUUUUCCUCUGCUUCACCUUCAUCCUUUAAAAACACCCAAAACUGGAUUAAAUGAAGGAAAUUGAUCGAAUAUAUCUGACGUUGCAUAAUUUCUCAGUUGUUUUAGAGGGAAUUUAGGU
This is a messenger RNA of Melospiza georgiana, 1088 nucleotides long. Its product is annotated as zinc finger protein 586-like. The record is from RefSeq and is a predicted model, not a curated record. The transcript is spliced from 2 exons. Gene Ontology annotation, biological process: negative regulation of transcription by RNA polymerase II. The coding region runs from base 1 to 807 and encodes 268 amino acids. Gene Ontology annotation, molecular function: DNA-binding transcription repressor activity, RNA polymerase II-specific. NCBI's taxonomy places the organism in Eukaryota, Metazoa, Chordata, Aves, Passeriformes, Passerellidae.